AGAAAGAAAAUCAUAAAUAAAAAAGGGAGGCGGAGGGGGGUUCUUUCGAUACUAGGAGAAGAAAAAAAACAAAGAUAUUUUAGGACGCAUUCAGUCAUUUUUACAGUCCGAUACACUGUGCAGGUGCGCUGUUCCUCCUGUCCUCCAGGGGGCAACGUGGAGGUGUAAGUCAGUCAUCUGAAGCACGGCAGGAAAGGAGGAAGAGAGUUUAACAUUAAGGAGGCAAAAACCCUGGUAGCUAACGUCCUACAUUCAUCCAAGUUAAUAAAAGCAACAUUAACCCGCUGUGGUGUUCAGCUGCAUGGAGAACAAAGUGCCUGUGCUGCUUAACGCGGUUCCUCCUUACGGACACAUUAUCUGCAGCGACAAAUGGAGAAAUUCGUCCUUCAUUCAGGGUUUGAAAGGUGGAGGUGUGAAAAUCAUCUUUGAGACGGAGCUCGGAGUGGCAGAUUUCCUACUGCCCAACAAAAGCAGUGUCCUCUACGUCUCUGAGUGUGACAUCAUCGCAGGAAGCAGCUACAAGAGGAAGGUGGUUCGCUACAGGAACGCUGGGAGCAGCUUCCAGGAGCUGGUGUUGGUGGAGAAGACCAGACUCAGCGAGCAGUACUUCCCCGCUGUGCAGAAGUUUGUGGUGUUUGACCUCGGCCUGUCUCUGCUGCCCGUCAGCGGGCAGACUGACGCCUCACAGCUCAUCACUCAGAUGGUUCAUGGGGAGGGUCGGGAGAACCCCUUCAGGAGGAAGAGCUCAUCCCGUCUGCUGGACCCUCUGGUCCUGGCUCUGGUCCAGCAGAUCCCCGGGGUGGGCAAGGUCAAAGCUCUGGUGCUGUUGCGGCACUUCUCCAGCAUCCAGCAGCUCUGCAACGCCUCCCCCGCUGAGCUGGAGCCCAUCGUGGGCCAGGCUGGCGCUCAGCAGAUCCAUAGCUUCUUCCACAAACACACUGCCGGGACCUGAACAGCUCAGUUCAGAUUACAGUGGCCAAACUCCAGCCUUGAGACUGAAGUUCCUGCAGCAUCAAUUCACCAGUCACGGUUAAAAUGAGGUAAAGGUUGGCGUUUGGGGGAGAAUAACCCCUUCGCAGCAGGAAUCCUGAUCCAUUUCACUAAUAGAAAAAAACUUAGUGGAUCAGGUUUAAAUGAAUGAGUAAAUCAGGAUUAUUUGACACCCCAGGAAUGAGAACAGGCACUGGAUGAUCAGGGCUACUCAUCACUCCUGAUCAGAGCCGGGUGACCAUGACCAGCACAGUAACCAGCACUUUUCACAGUGGUGCCUCAGGUCAGGCACGCUCCUCAUUUUCAUCGACAUUCACGGUGUUUGCAUCCCAGAUGGUCAACUCCAGCGUCCUGAGAUGUGUGAGAGAGAACGCUUCCUGCAAACUGCCUGACGUGUGUCACUCUAAACCAGGCGCCAGGCUGGGCUGAUGCAAAAAUUACUCACACAUUUGUGUCUCUGAGACGACGGUUUACAGCACAGACUUCCGCGUGAGCAGGAAGUGUUGGGGGCAGCGUUAACCUAACAUGUUGCUCAGUGUGUCCCGCGUGCAGGCACAGGGAGCACCUGCAAACUGUCACUGGCCAAAGAGCUGAGCAUGAGCUAAUUCCACGACUCGGUUCAUGUGCCAAUUUUUACUCUGACUUAUUUAUUUUUACCUGAAUGGAUGGUUCGGUUUUAAAGGACAGACUCAGACAUCAGUUUGCGUCCUGAGCAGAGAAAAGUUUCCAGACUUUGAAAGCAUGCAAAACUGAUUUCUACGACUGUGAAAUAAAAAUAAAAGCAAAGAAAGUUUCA
Messenger RNA from Oreochromis niloticus (Nile tilapia), 1786 nucleotides. RefSeq names its product FA core complex associated protein 24 (gene faap24). The transcript is spliced from 4 exons. The record is from RefSeq and is a predicted model, not a curated record. Gene Ontology annotation, molecular function: chromatin binding. Bases 302 to 952 code for a protein of 216 amino acids. NCBI's taxonomy places the organism in Eukaryota, Metazoa, Chordata, Actinopteri, Cichliformes, Cichlidae. Gene Ontology annotation, biological process: interstrand cross-link repair. Gene Ontology annotation, cellular component: Fanconi anaemia nuclear complex.